This is a messenger RNA of Podarcis lilfordi (Lilford's wall lizard), 14062 nucleotides long. The record is from the annotation of a GenBank genome assembly. Lineage: Eukaryota; Metazoa; Chordata; Lepidosauria; Squamata; Lacertidae.
CCUCUUUGGAAGCAAGAGGCCUUUCCUCCUUCCGAGGCGGAGGAGUCCUUUCUGCAUGUGCGGCGGGGGAAGAGCCGCUUGCAUCCUUUCCGCUGCUCGGGUUCAGUUCGCUGCUAGUGGCCAGAGAGGUGCUUUGGUUAACCUUCUUUGCAAGAGGGAAGAAGAGCCAGCCAGUUAACUGCGAGCUUUGUGCCGGGAGCUGUCAGGAGCUUUUUCUCCCUCCCAUUCGUCUCUUAUGCAGAACUGGGGCUCGGCUGUGCAUUGCAGGGGGUUGGAGUCGAUGACCCACAGGGUCCCUUCUACACAAACCCUCCCGCUUCCAGAUCCCUCUCGUUGGGUGUGCUUGUACCGAGGAGGGUGUCCCUAGUGUACAGUGUCCCUCUUUGCCUUUUGUCCUCAGGAAAGGGAGAAUGGGAGAGAGGGACGCGAACAUCCUGGGAUCCUUCUGUGUCCUCUUUUUCUCUCUCUCCCCACCCCAAGUCCAAAGGGGCCACUGCUUUCUUUGCUUGUCAUUUUUAUCGUAUACUUUAGAGGAGGCAUUAUUUUGCUGAGCGUGUGCUCAGCAUGCAUGCCACUUUCCCACUUUAAAAAAGCCUCUCUGGGUGACUUACAAGGUAAUUGAAACCAUCAAGAGAACAAAUAACAUAUUUUAAAUUUCUGCACAGUUUUGGAACUAAAUUAGCACAAUAAAAACCCAGAGUUGGCCAAUCUCAGAAAUAUGGCAGGGCCAGAUAAAUCUUCAACAUUUCUAAAAAUUUCAGUGGAGUGGGUCUAUCUUGGGGGAGAAUUAUAUAAUUUAUUAUUAUUAAUAAUAAUAAUAUAAAGGCACCACCACAAAAAAGGCAGGUCAGUCAUGCCCCAAUUGGUGAUGGUGGAGGCACUGGCACCCAAAGUGUGUCUUCAGCUAAUUAUUCAGGGAGGGGGAAAUAAUGGAAGACAGUAAUUCUUUAUGCAGCAUGCCAAAAUGUACUUUACGCAAAAGCUCUGUUUGUAUGAUAACAUCUUUUUGUGGGUGUGGAUAAAGGCAAGGCAGGCGAUGGAGCUUAAACUACCACCACUUUUGGGGACUGCCAGUCCCUGUUGAGAACUAUCAAGGUACCCCAUGCCGGAAAAUAUUUUUCAGUGUAAAAACAACUAAAUGAAUACAUAAAGAAAGCUCAAGAAAAUGAGUUAAGACACUUGGUACAGAAGAGAGUGCAAACACUCCCAGAGUCUUUCCCGAAUAUGUGUGUUGUAAUUUUGUUUGGUUUUAGCGCCUUGAGUUCCUGAUAAAAUACUACCAUCAUAUUCUACCCUUUCAGUAUUCCAGCUCUUAGAGUCUUCCAAUGAGUUAAGCCUUUUUGGCCUGUGUAACCCAAGGUGAAUAGUUUACAAGGCUCACCAAGAAGUAACCCCAGUAAGUUGUCUUGCGUUAAUCUGGAAUAACAGAUGGGAAGAGGCUGUUUCUGCAGGAAUAUUAAGACCAUGAAUCCCAUGAGUUACUGUGUAUAUUUGAGAAUCAAGGCACGAGUAUAUAUAUUUCCAGAAAGAGUUUGAGUUGGUGUCCUGCUUUUAUGCCACUGAAAUCAGUUGUUCUGACCAAUUCAAGGGAAAGAAUGUUACUUUAAUGGUUCAUCAAGCAUACCUAAUAAGUGUCUGACUUUAAAAAAUAUUUCACAAGUUUUUCUUCCCUUUCUGUUCUUUGUCCUUAGAUGACUGUUGUUAAAGUAGAAGGAUAAUACAAAAUGGCAGAAGCAAUUUUCCAUCCCCCAAGAAGGAAGAGGAGAGUAUAUGAAUCAUAUAAUUCUCCGUUUCCUAUUUCUUCCACCAGAGAGGGAAUUUACGGAAGAGAUUUCCAAAUAUGCCAGGCUGAAAUUUUAAAUAAUAAUGUAAUUGUGAAGAAUCCUGAAGAUAUAGAACAUCUAUAUAGUAUGGUAUUCUUGACUUUUGUUUAUCUGUCUAAUGCAUGACGCUUCUGACAUUGAAAAGAUUCACCUUGGUUGCCAACACAAUGGACUUUUAAAAAUGUAAUUAAUAUUCCAAACCAAAUAAUUGUCAAUCUAGUUAAAAUACUGUGCAUGUGUGAAGGUGUGAGGUGGGGAGGGGCAAAUCAGUCAAAUAAUCACAUGGGUCCUGUAUUUCUAUCUGGAAUGGUUGAGAAGGCAUCAACAGCAAAAUAAGGUUUAUAUUCAUGAGCACUAUACUGUACUGGAUUGUGUGUUUCAUAGAAACUUGCUAGUGUGUGCUUCUCUUUUAAAGCCAUCACUGCUGGUGGCCCUCAAUACAAUUUGUGGGAAUGAAUUCAAUAGCUUUUAAGCACUAUAUGCCUAUUUAUUUUGCCUGUCCUGAAUCUUCCAACACUCAGCUUCAUUGGAUGUCCACAAGUUCCUGUUAUGAGAGGAGGAGAAAACCUUUUCCUAAUCCACUUUCUCCACACUACAUAGAAGAUAACUUGUCUUCAGCAUCAGAGUAACUGCGCUCAGAGAGCUUGUGUUUAUUGACUGACUUUCAUACAUGCUGGAAGCUUUCUAGUUUAAAAAGAUAUGACAGUGUGUGUGAUCAGUAACGCAAAGAAUAUCAAAUGCACAACUGUGGUACUGUUGGUAACACAGAUGUCUCAUUUUUCUAGGGAUUUUUUGGGAAAGGUAUUCUUUCCAGAAGUCGGCCGGAAUACAAUAUUUCAGAUCCUACGUUGGUUGCUAAGUGGCAAGGUAAGCUAGUCUGAAACUGAAUUAAAGGCAUAAAGUGUGCAUAAUGAACUCUUUUGAUUGGCUCAAUUUUUGGUCCUUAAACCCUUAAGGCCCUGGAAAACAGCAUUUGCAGACACAAUAUUGCAGCAAAUGUUGUUUGGAUUCCUCUUAUGCAGAGAGGGUGGCCAGGAAGACAGAUAUAUUUUUCUGUGGUGUAGUGGUUAAGAGCGGUAGACUCGUAAUCUGGUGAACUGGGUUUGCUUCCCCGCUCCUCCACAUGCAGCUGCUGGGUGACCUUGGGCUAGUCACACUUCUCUAAGUCUCUCAGCCCCGCUCACCUCACAGAGUGUUUGUUGUGGGGGAGGAAGGGAAAGGAGAAUGUUAGCCGCUUUGAGACUCCUUAAAGGGAGUGAAAGGUGGAAUAUCAAAUCCAAACUCUUCCUCUUCUUCUUCUUAGCAUGAAUGCAUUAUUUGAAGCAAAAUCCAAACUGUCAGUACAAUGCUAUCCGCCUUUCCACAUAGAUAGCUUGGAGAGGUGGAGGGAACAGGGGAGAAAAAAUGGCCCAUAGAUGUCUCUCCAUCACUUCCACUAGUGGAGAUAAGCGCUGCUGAUGGGGCAGGGAGCAAGGCUGUGCCACAAGGGCUACCCAAGUUCCACCCUAGUGAAUGGAAAGCUACCAGGGCUAACAGCUUUAGAGCCAAAAUUGCAUGGAUUCCCUGAGGGGUCCCAUUCUUUGUUCCCUUGUCUAUGCCAGCCUGGAGCUGCCGCACAAAAAAAGGGGAAAUCUCCUUUCAGCCUUCUGCCCAGAAAGCAGCAGGACUUUGAACGUGGAGGUAGAUCUGCUGAUCCACUCCACUUUGCUGCUCCCGGCUGGGUUUUGGGUUGCCCUGUGUGUUGCGGAAUCAAUAGCUAACAAUUCUGCUUUUAUUGCAGAUGUCGGGUUAAACAUGCCGAUAAUCUCUUCGAAAAAGUAAGUGCAGCUCCCCCCCCUUUUUUUCCCCUCCUGUGUCUGAAGCUUGAACUGCAGUUCCUUGGUACCAGGGAGGUCCGACUGGCACCUUCAUUAUACACCUUUGGGUGUCAGGCGAAGAUGUUCCCCUUUAACCAGGCCUUUGGCUGAUUGACAUCCGAUGCCCUUUUAAAUCUUUUGUGGAAGGGAGGGGGCGUUAUUGGUUUGUUUUUGUUCCUAUUUUUGUUAUGUACAGUGGUACCUCAGGUUAAGAACUUAAUUCGUUCUGGAGGUCUGUUCUUAACCUGAAACUGUUCUUAACCUGAAGCACCACUUUAGCUAUUGGGGCCUCCUGCUGCUGCCACGCCGCCGGAGCAUGAUUUCUGUUCUCCUCCUGAAGCAAAGUUCUUAACCCGAGGUACUAUUUCUAGGUUAGUGGAGUCUGUAACCUGAAGGGUAUGUAACCCGAGGUACCAAUGUACUUUGUGUUUUCUAUAUUGUAAUUUUGUGCUGUGAACUGCCCUGAGAUCUAUGGGCACAGGGCAGUAUACAAACUUAAAUAAUUAUAAUAAUAAUAGUGAAAUUGAAGUUUGUUAGGGGUGGCUAAUGUGGUGCUUGAGGGUGCACAUGGGCCUGCAGGGGGCUUUUCUGGCACAUGUAGGGGCCCCUCCCCCUGCUGAAAUUAAGCGCAAAAGAAUCAUUAUUGUGUAGCCAACAGAAAAGGUCUUGGUGUGUGCUUGGUUGCAGGACGUCUUAUGUGGUGCUAAAAGCAGUUUCUCCCAUUUGCAAGUGUGUCCGCAGGCCUCGGAAAGAUUGGCACCCCUGUGUUUCCUUUUUCAUUCCAGGUACCAGCGUCAUGUGGAAUGGGCUAAAAGCCUCAUGCAGGAGCAAGGACUGGAUGACUUCACAGUUGAUGCAGCCAUGCUGAAUUAUACGCAGCCCGUUAAGCUGAGAGAAGUUGAGCAAAAUAGUGAGGCUGAGGAGACCAUUAAGAUGGAGACGGCUGAGGAUGAGUCAAAGCAUGUAGUGACUUCUUCUGAAACAAAUGGGGAUAAAGUAGCUGGCCUGGAAGGUGGUCCAUUUUUUGACCCACUAGCUGAGAAUGACUCUAAUGAAUCAGAUGUAACAGGAUCUAAACCUUUAGCUAAAAGACACUUGGCAAAACUGUCUCCAGUCGGUGUGCAUCACAGCUGCAAGCCAGAAGGUUGUAUUAAUCAAGACUAUAAUAAUGAGUGUGUGUUAGUUCAAGAAGAAGAAGAAGAAGAAUCAAAUUUAUGUCUGAAAAAAGAGGUAAGAAAUCACACAUAAGGUCACAAAUUAGUCCAUUGCUGUUUUUGGAGGGGCAACUUUUGUUAACAAAUUAUUAAAAUAACAUUUUGCCUUUUCAGCGACAUAUUUCUGACAUAGGCAGUAGGUGUCAUCAUUUAUCCCUUUCUGCUGAAAGAAAUUACUCUGCUGAUCUCCAUCACUUGAAAGCCAUUAUGGCAUUUAUGCAGUAGUGACAGGUCAGUUUAACAAGUAAAUUGUGAAUCUUGGAAUUUCAGUUCUAAGGUUCUCCUGCCCACGGCACAUUGGGACAUGGGAGAAGAUAAGCCAAUGCCAUCAAAUGAGGUGUGCUAAGCAGAGAGAGAAAAUUAUUCAGGAGUGAAUAGGCAUGUCAGAAGGAGAUUUUAUGGGAGAAAAGGAAUACAAAGUAUCUUGCUGGCAGGCUCUUAGCUAGGUAAAAAGCUUAGAGUUGUGACUGCGUCUUUGUAACUUUGGUUUGCUACUUUUCUUGCAGUUAGUCAAAAAAGAAAGGUUAGUGUGCAGAAGGAAUCCAUUUAGGAUCUUAGAAUAUUUGCAACUCAGUCUAGAAGAGGUAAGUUUGGAAGACUGUCAUACUUAGUAAUUUGCCAAUGUAAAUAUAUAACUUUGGUAUUUGCAUGGUUUUUGUUUUUAAGAAAGUGUGGAUAAAUUUUGGAAGAGGAAAAGUUAUAAAUUCAGUCUUGCAGAAUUCUGACAUGAUUGGCCUUUCCAGGUGCAUUUGUACAACUGGUCACUAGAGCAGCCACAUGAUAUUGCCCACCACUUGCUUCCAGUUGGAUUCAUAUUGAAUAUGGCUCAUAAUUCUGAUAAACUGUGAUAGCUGCUAUGGCUGUUGCAGGUCCUUUUUGACUCCUCCACAGUCCCAGGCAUUCCUUGAUGGUCCUUAGGACGUCACUGCCCAAGUCCCUCCUCACUUCACAAAUUAUCAUUUGUACCUCUCCUUUCAUUUUGGAAAACUUAUUCCCUGCCAAAUCCCCUCCCUUCCUUCAGCAGUCCACUCCUCUUACCUAGCACUAACGUACACACUUGCUGGUGGUGAUUUUUCUUUCUUUUAAGGACUGCUUCCAUCCCAAGGCUAAGCUCUUUUCCCUUCUGUUGCUAGAAUUGACAACACGAAGAAUGAAAGUCAUAUUCUAGUGAAGGGUUUUCCCUCUCUCAAAAAGAUCCUGAAUAAUCUUGUUGCUCUUGCUCAGUUCCUGGAAUUUACUUAGAAUAAACUCUUGAAGGAUUGUGCUCAUUGGGUAGAUGGAUUGCAGCAAAAUCUUUUGUUUGUCUGCUCAGAAGCAAUCAUGUAAAUGACUGCAACCUUGGAUGUAAAUGGGAGGGCUUUUAUUAUUAUUAUUUGAGGAUUCAGCAGUCCUGUUUGUACUGAUGAGAACUUAGCUCCUAUUAUUUGAUGAAAAGUAUGAUAGUGUGAGCAAAUGCAUGGUUUGACUUUUCCCACUUCCCUUUCCACCCCCCUACCCUUGCUAUGCAAAACAUGUCGGUGCCAGUACUCUGUAAUAAUGUAUAUAACAUACACAAAAUAAUUCUAAUUACUGUGUUGUUGUUUUUAGGCCUUUUUCUUGGUCUAUGCUCUAGGAUGUUUAAGUAUUUAUUACAAUGAGGUAAGAUGGUGCCUUUAGUCAAUACAAUACAAAUCUUUAUUACGGUCAUAGACCAGCAUAAACGGGUGGGAUACAGUCAUUUGAAAUCUGAAAAGCAUUUUGGAACGUUAAAAGGUAUUAAAAGAGAAGGUGAAUAUAAAAGUCUAUAAGAAUUUAAAAGAAGCUAAAAGAAGGGAUAGGAGGAUUGGACAGGUGUGGAAGAGCAUAAAAGGCUGAUUUAUAAAAGACUUUAACUAUUAAUUCAUGGAGCACUCUGAUAUGUUCCUUAAAUCUAGUUUGUGGCACAGGUCAUCCUCCAACAAAUUUUGAGCACUGCUGUGCAGAAUCUAGCAACAUUGUAUGUUGUAGCAGGAUUGGUAUCUGAGAGCAGCAGGGAGGUAUAGAAUUGCCCUUUGCGCCCUGGGUACUUAUGAAGUAGUGGGGAAAUCAGGCUAAUACAAAUGUCUCUGUAAUACAGGCACUGGUGAAGGACAUGCUCUACCAUUUCUGGUUGUCCCGAGUCACAGGGACAUUGUCUCCCGGGUAGUUAAUCUUCCUGUAUCGACUUUCAAUGACAGCCGAGGGGAAGGCAUGACAUUGAGCCAGGGUAAAAGCCCUUCGGUGUUUAGGGACUUCAAGUUUAGUUAGAUAUUCCAUAGGGGAGACAAAGUACCUGGUGGAUUCCUUGGCAGUAAAAGUUGGGAGUCCUGGCUAGAUCCAAUUGGGUGCCUUUAGUCUGUAGUAGUAAGCUGUGUGUGAGUUAACCUGUUGUGUGUGUUGCUUGUUAGCAUAAAACAACAAACACUUUGUAAUAGUUUCCAAGGCAACUUGCACCAUGGGUAAUUUUUCCUUCUUGUAUAAUCUUAUGUUCUCUGCAUAAAUGUAGACAGUCUUUGGGUACAAUUUUGCAUUCGUUGCGUAUGCCCUUUGAACUCUGUGGGUUUUAAUUCCCUGUGAACAUGCAUAGUAUUGGAUUGUAAGUUCCAUUCAUUUUAGGGGACUUAAAUGGGUAUAACAGAGCUCAGGAUUUUGUAUAAUGCUAUGAGAAUAAAGCUUUAUCCUAAACUUUUUCUGCAUUGUGUAGUUGAGUAUACCGUUUGGUGUUCCAUUUCUGACUGCUGAGUUCCCUAGACUAGAUGCCCUGGAACCUAUUUUUAAUAGCUUUAGCUACACCGCAGUUCAAAAGCUAGAUGGCAUUUAUGCUUAGACUUGCAUGACAAACUUGACAUUUGGCUUCUGUCCUCUUUGUGCCUUCUCCCAACUUGAAUAAAAGAUAAAAUACGCUGCUCUAGAAGUGGCUAAGAUUGUUGACUUAGCUGCCAAUAAUGGUAGGUUGCUUUUGUACACUGUAAUUAUAGGAAAGCAUCUGGUUGUGUUUUUAGGCACCUUUAUCUAUUCUGAAGCUAUGGGAAGUUUUUAGUGAAGCACAACCCAAAUUUAAGGCUACAUACAUGGCAUAUCACUACUUCCGUAGUAAAGGAUGGGUCCCUAAAGUUGGCCUGAAAUAUGGGACUGAUCUCUGUGAGUAUUUUCCUUUCAUUGAUUAUAGUUUGCAGUAGAGGCUGGUGCAUACAAUGCGGAUCCAAUCCUUUUUAUGUGGUGAUGCACUGUCCCCUCCCAUUUCCACAAGGACAGGUUUUCCAACUCAUGGCCUGCAAGCACAGGCCAUAAGUAGGGGAUGGUGCAGUCAAUUCCCAGGUAAGACCUGGGGACCAAUUUUGACCUGCAUGCGUUUGAUGUUAGACAUGCAGGCUAUAAUUCAUCUGUGCCAUCCUCAUAGUGAUGUGCAGAAGCAAGAAAGUAUACUGGAAAGAGGGGUGGGCAGGUACUUUUGCAUUCCCCCUCCACAUGAUCACUAGAUUGCUAUCACCCAAACCGACCCAUAGAUAGCCUUUGUGAUAUCGUUUUCCCCGUUACUUGAUAACAAAGACCACUGGACCAAAUAUGGUUAGUGCAGAUUGCAGAACGUAAGAGAGGCCACACACUGGAACUGUGUGAUGAAAUGGAUAUUGCAAUGAUGAAAGCUGGUGGAGCUUUGUGGGGUGGGGGAUUGGCUCAGCUAAUCGUCUCACAGUGCAGAAAGUUAUUUUUUGUCAGCCUGCUCCCCAACUUAAAUAGGCUAUUGCUCAUUGUCUGGUUCGUUUGUGCAGAUGUGCUGCCCAUUUAUUUGACUGUAGCUUCCUUGAAUCUUGAGCGCUAAUGUCUUGGUGUUCCCAUUCUCUGUUGCCUCGUUUGAAUAAUAGAUGUGCACACAGCAGUAUUUUUUGAAAGAAAUGUUUAAUUGAUGGCCUGCUGUCAUCUGUAGGAGGGAAAAGCUUUUUACCAUAGGCAAAAAUGAGUCUGGUAAUCUCCUGGGGGUGUUUAUUGUCUUGUGGAGCACAUUUAAUAUACAGAGCUCUUUGCAGUCUUUCCUCAGUUCAUCUCUUCCAGUUGCCCUUCAGGCCUAUGAGCAUGGAGAGUGAGACCCCAGCAAUUUACCUGGGCAAGUCCUGGUGGGGAUUUACCUCCCAUAACCUACCCUCACCACCUCCUUUCUAAGAGGAACAGACCCUUGCCUGAGCAUGCAAGAAGAUUAAUUACAUCACUGUCCCUCUCUGAACGCAAAUGGUGAUAAAAGAACGCAACAUUUUAAGCAAUUAGUUUUCCCAAUAAAAGAAUGUUUCACUUCUCUUUUAGUCUGGGGGACCAACUUGCUGUUAAUUACUAUGGUAAUCCCUUGGCAGCAUCAACUGUGCUGCAUUAGUUACUGCUCCAGAUUCCUCUUGGUCCCCAUUCAGUCUUCUGAGUGGAGCCAGUAUGCUUUGGUUCCCAGGACCAUUGGCAGCUCUCUUGAGUAAAUAGCUCUGCACAUUACGUCCCCAAAUGCUGUGCAUGCAGCUGUGACCUCCUCUGCAUGUGUUUUCCUAGACUGAGAACCUCAUCUAGGAACAGGUGCAACCUUGGUAAGAUUGUUGGCAAGCACGUGAGCAGCCGGAGGCUGGAUUUAACCCAUCUCUCUUGGAAUAGAUCACUCUGUGGCUGUUUUUAGAUCCUUAUGUGUUAUGUUUGCUAGUUGACGUGGAGUGACAUGUGUGGGGUUUUUCCCUCUGAAGGUGGCACUGUACAAGUAGUUAAAAUAUCUUUAUUCCCAGUUACCUGAUUAGGAUUUUUAUUUAUUGUGAGCAGCUUCAGCUCCCAACUGCGGUUAGAAUAAAAACAAACAACCCUGAUCCUAUUAUAUUAUGGUUUAGAUUUUCAAAGCUGAGUAAUGGGAAAGCCUACAUUAAUAUGAUUCAAAAUGAAGAAAGUAUGAUUAUUUCUAGUAAGUGCUUGUUUUGUUUCUUUUCUUCCCAUUGCAGUGUUGUAUCGAAAAGGUCCUCCUUUUUACCAUGCCAGGUAUAGCAUUCAGAUUUGGAUAUUACAGACAGACAGACAGACAGACAGACAGACAGACAGAUAUGCUUAAGUGUUAUGCUUAAUUCUUGCAUCAUUAGCACUGAAGGAAACAUGAUUGCAUUGGGAAGGGACAGGAGAUUGACAUUUUUAAUAAGCACUCUGGGGUAUAAAGCAAGUUUGAGUACAAGUUUUCCUUAGUGGACUCAUAAGGUAUCUAACAGAGUGACUUUGGAAAGCAGCUUUGAGUUUGGGUAACUGGAUGGAGGGCUAGACAAAAUAGCCUGCAUGGUAGCUGUAUCUUUUGCUAAAUGGUACACUUUAAAAGUAUGAGAAACGCACUUGUUGCUCUUUUUGUUCACUCUGCUAAAGUGAAGCUUCAGCUCUUAAGUAAAUUUUAGCUGAGGACUAGUGGACUGUACCUAGUUUUUAAAUGCCAGUUUCACCCCAUCAUCCUAAAAAAGUUUCACUUUGCUUUGUCUUCCAGUUACUCUGUCAUUGUGGAAUUAGUUAACAGUGACUUUGAAGGGUCACCACACAGACCUUUCAGCUGGAAGUCUUUGUCUGGGUUGAACAGGACUACAGCAAAUGUUUCCAAGGUAACACAUAGACUCAGCUAAGCAUUUCAAAGCUACAAGGAAAAGCAUUGUGGAGCAAAGGAAAGGUGCUACAGUGGGGGCACAAAAAGAGAUAAUAUGAAGUUGUCAGUUAUAGCCAUAAAUAAGAUUAAUGAGAUACUGAUCAAUUGAUUUGAUUGAUCCUCCAUGUGUGUGACCUAUCCUGGGUUCAGCUGUGUUUCUUAGUGUCACCGAAGCCGCUUCAAGUAUAGUCGUACCUUGGAAGUUGAAAGGAAUCGGUUCUGGAAGUCUGUUCAACUACCAAAAUGUUUGGAAACCAAAGUGCAGCUUCUGAUUGGCUGCAAGAAGCUCCUGCAGUCAAUCAGAAGCCGCGGAAGCCCCAUCGGAUGUUCAGUUUCCAAAAAUAGUUCACAAACCGGAACAGUCACUUCCAGGUUUGCAGCGUUUGGGAGCCAAAACAUUCGAGAACUAAGCUGUUCAAAAACCAAGGUAUGACUGUAUUUGUAUGGGGAACUCUUACAGUCUGGGCCAUCUGCACCUUUUCUUAUUCAGUGCUAGCCACUGAUAAGAGACAGUUCAGGGAACUUCCCAAGUUUCAGGGAAGAGAGAAGAAACGCCCAAUUUGAGUAAUCAGGGUGCCUUAAGCCCUAUGUGCACUUAUCUCAAUGUAAGGCCCAAAAAACAUAAUGGGACUUAUUUCCAAGUAGAGAGGUGGAAGUAAGAUUGCAGGGUUAGUGUAUAUACAUGCUGAAUUUCAAAUUUCUAGCUUACGGGGAAGUACUUUAAAUAUUUCAAGUCAAGCACAUUCAAAUUUCCAUUUUAACACUUAUCUAGUAGCUGGGAUGUGUUGGAAUACUUGCUUAUCAGUUUUCAACUUUUUAAUCUGAAACCUUACACAUUUUAGUAACCUAUCUAGAACACACUUAUUUUAUUUUGUCCUGCACAGCAUUCUUUAAAUGGGUAUAACCCCCAUUAGACACACUGAGAAGGGUACUUUUCUGGAAACAUGCAACAGAGCAAUAAGAACUGGAGAUAAAGUACUUAUGCCUAGUACUUUUGAUUAGAGUUGCACAUACAUACACACACAGACAGGUCUCUCAUCACUGCAAUUUCUUGUGAAAUUUCACUUCACAAACUUGAGUUUGAGGCUCUUUGGAGCUUCCCCCAAUACAGCAAGAAGAAUUGCCAUAGGUAGGAAUACAAAUUGUGUCCACUGAAGCUUUCCACAAAGGAACCCUGGUCUUAGAAUCGGGGAGCAAGCGAGUGACCUGUACAUAGUCAUCCAAUUGCAGACCACACCCAAUGUGAUUGUGGUUGGAUGACAAUUUGAACCCAGAUCUCCUUGAUCCACAUUCAGCGUUAUAUUCAUUGAAGCACAUUUUGCCUUACUACCACUACAGAUGUAAAGAGCAAAUCUUAACACUACAUGAAUUUCGUACAUUUUAAUGGAUUUUUUUUUAACCACCAGGAACUCAUGUUCUGCUAUUUGAUUCGGCCACCUGAUAUGACUGCAAAAGAAAUGUUGUCACCAGAAUGUCUCAAAAGAAUUAAAGUUCAGGUAUGCAAGUCCUGCUCUGAUUUGUUUUCUGAAGUCACUGACUGCCUUAAGGUAUCCAGUUCUCUGGAUAGAAUGUAGACCAUAUUUUAAUAAUUUAUUUUGUAAUAUUUGAACCUUUCCUAAUUCAGUAUAUAUACGUAGUAACUUGAGCUGGGUAUACCACACAUGGCAAUCUGAUUUGAGAACCUAGGGUUAAUAUCUGGGAAUGCAGUAAAAAUAUUUUUGCCUGUGCCUGAAUUGUUAGAGUAAUUGUUGAGCAAUUGAUUAUUCGGGCUAAUUUAUAUAUCUCAAAAGAGCAGAAUGAGAUACAUCAUUUGCCUAACUUAUGAGGCUCCUUCCUAUAGAUGUUAUAGGAGCAAUGAGGCAUCUAGUUACAUUGAUAUGCUUUCUGUGCCAUUUCAGUAGCAGGCGAAUUACUCUUGAAAAAGUAGUAAUAAGAAGUAAUGCUCUAGUGUGGUCAGAAUCCUAGAAAACAGUACAACAUAAUGCCUAAGAUUUGAAGUUUCUAAUCCGACACUCCCAAAGGAACUUCGGGCACCUGGAUCUUGAACAUCAGCCCACUAUGCCACAUAAUACACCUCUUUCACUGAUAUGGGAAAGACAGGCGAAACACCAAAAUCAUAUUGUACAUGGCUCAGGUCUUGGCAUACUGAAAACAGAAGGUGUGCUGACGUAGAAUCAUAGAACUGCAGAGUUAGGAGGGAUCCCAAGUGUCCUCUAGUCCAAACAGCUGCAAUGCAGGAAUCUCCAUGACGGAUAGCCAUCCAGCCCCUGCUUAACAACCACCCGUGAGGCCACCACCUUCUGAGGGAGUCAGUUCCACUAUGGAACAGCUCUUACCGCCACAAUGUCUUCCUGGUAUUUAGUCAGAAUCUCCUUUCUUGAGUUAGGGUUAGAAAUGUGUCAGAACAAUAGAGACCAAAGUUAUUUGUUUUUCCAUUGGUUGUGUGUGAGUGAUUGAGGGAUAAGGACAAACAAGGUGAAUUGGACUGGGGGUGCUACUGUGGUGGACAUGCAUGUACGUUGAUGAGCUGCUGCCUUAUCCCAGUGGGAAGCCAAAAGGGCACUUCUGCUACAGUUAAAUCAUACUGGGUUAACUAGGGACAAGAUCAGUGAACAAACUUUUUUUCCCAUUUAUACCUUUUUAGUCAUCAAUAAUCAAUGAUUUUUUUUAGGAAUUGAUUCUAAACCGUUGGGUCUCAUCCCAUGAGCGCAGUGAACAAGAAGAGCUGUGAUAAAAUGGAUUGCGGAAACAUGACAACAAAGUAAAUAAAAUGUCAAAUGUUUACUCUUGUAGAGCUGUCUGUGCAUGUUGCAUUACACAUACACACACACACACACACAGUUUUUGUUUUGUUUUUAAAUUAAAACCUAGAUGGAUACUGACAGAUAUUCUCUGAACCCCCAAAAUGUAUUUUCUGUAGUUUAGUUUUUACCUCAAUAUUCAGUACAUUUUAUUUUAUUGCUAUGGCUAGUGGCUGAUGCAAAUAAGAUUCUUCUUCUUCUGAAUCUAUUUUGUCCAUGGAGAACAUUAAAUUUGUGUUCUUGGUCCACCUUGUCUUGAUAUUUCUGUGAACUUUAGCCAUUCUGCUACAGGUAAUUAACCAAACUUUAGCUCAGGGAUGGGCAAGUUAUAGCUCCCCAGAGGUUGCUGGACUACAGCUGACUAUUGGCCAUGGUGUUGGGGACCAGCAAUAUGUGUAGAGCUACAGCUGCUCCACCCCUGCCUUAACUCCUGGUACAUAGUUAUAAUUACUUUGGAAGCAAGAGGUGUUUGUAGAAUGCAGAUCAAUAAUGUUCAGAACGGCUUAGAGGAAUGCCUGUUUACUCAGAGGUAAAUCCCAGUGAGUUCAGUGGGGCUUACUCCACAUAGGACUGUAGCACGAGUAAAGCCGUGUUUGUUUCGAAUCAGAAACACACCUAGGAUGUUUUCAGUUUUCUACCUACCAUUCUUUGUAAACUAACAUUGCUAUAGAGUAAAUGUGCGAAUGAAAGGAAGCCUUUUCUGUUAGGUUAAUGAUUUUGAAGGUUACUUGCAAUAUGC